AUGUGCAAACGGAGAGCUUUGGGACCAGACCUGGGGCCCCCAGCAAGCACCCAAUACCUCGAACUGGCCCUAGGCAAAGAGCACGCUAAGCGGACAGCCCGCUUUCUACUGGCUACAAAACGACUCACAUACCUACUUCCAUCGGUACCGAUACCCGACGACGACAGCGAAAACGGCGAAUAA
Penicillium odoratum is the source of this 183-nucleotide messenger RNA. RefSeq lists its product as uncharacterized. Bases 1 to 183 code for a protein of 60 amino acids. The record is from RefSeq and is a predicted model, not a curated record. Lineage: Eukaryota; Fungi; Ascomycota; Eurotiomycetes; Eurotiales; Aspergillaceae. The transcript has a single exon.